CCAUCAAUCAACCAAACAUCAAACAAGAAACAAGGAAAAAUAACAAAAAUUCAAUUUUUGUGCUAAAACAAAACUUUCAAAAACAAUUUCAAGCCGCAAAUAUGUCUGAUUUACCUGAAUCAACGCCAAUUCCGAAUGAGGUAGAAGUUGAAGAAGCCGACAAACCAAAUGAAAAGCCGGGCUCUUCUAAGAAAAAAACAAGAACUUCACCAGAUCGAAAGGUUGUUAGCCUGUACAAUCGUAAAUUGAUAAUGAACCAUUUAAAAGACAAUGGAAGUGAUCCCAAAAGUUGUGCUAAUGCAAUUAAGCACACGAAAAUCUCUUCCGAAGAAGCCGCAAAAUUUGUAAAUGAAAAAACUAAAGCCGCUCAGGACCAUGUCCAUGAGGAAUGCAACUCGGUGUGUUACAAAAAUAUCAACAGCUGGCUUGAGUAUUACAAAUCAAAGAACUUUAAUCAUGAAGCAAAGUAUGAGAGUGCGCUCAUUAUGCUUGCAAUUGCGGAUAUGGCACAUCAUCCUAAUCCAAAGGAUAAUGGAGGAGUCGACUUCCAAAAAAUAUACCGAUUCCUUGGUGAUGUGAUGUUGGGCAAUCCAACUCCUGAAUUGAACACAGAAUCAAAAGAAUACCUUGGUCAGGAGUUCGAAAGCCUAAUAAACAUGGCAAAUACCAGACAAGGUGAUGCAGACACCAAGAAACUUCAUGAAAUUAUUGAGAAGAAAACUGGUCAAAUCAUUCCACAACCGACUCCUGCUGAAAAGAAAAAACGCAGAGAAUUCGGAAGUCUUGAUCCAAUGGGUCUGGAUAAUUUUAUAAGUGCUACCGAAGCUGAUAAGAAUUAGGAUCGUUCUCCAUGUAUUUGAAAUACAACAACAAAAAAACAUUUUUUUUAUUUUAAGUUAAUUGCACAGCACACAAACACAUACAUACAUUACCCAAAUACAAUAAUUAUUUAAUAUCAAAAUUUAUUGAAGGAAAAU
Eupeodes corollae is the source of this 977-nucleotide messenger RNA. RefSeq lists its product as uncharacterized. The record is from RefSeq and is a predicted model, not a curated record. The coding region runs from base 102 to 839 and encodes 245 amino acids. The transcript is spliced from 4 exons. NCBI's taxonomy places the organism in Eukaryota, Metazoa, Arthropoda, Insecta, Diptera, Syrphidae.